This is a messenger RNA of Brassica oleracea var. oleracea, 2484 nucleotides long. Its product is annotated as probable cadmium/zinc-transporting ATPase HMA1, chloroplastic. The coding region runs from base 83 to 2377 and encodes 764 amino acids. Gene Ontology annotation, biological process: monoatomic cation transport. NCBI's taxonomy places the organism in Eukaryota, Viridiplantae, Streptophyta, Magnoliopsida, Brassicales, Brassicaceae. Gene Ontology annotation, molecular function: ATP binding; ATP hydrolysis activity; ATPase-coupled monoatomic cation transmembrane transporter activity. Gene Ontology annotation, cellular component: membrane. The record is from RefSeq and is a predicted model, not a curated record. The transcript is spliced from 13 exons.
CGGAGCCCUUUUCUUUCUUCUUGUUCUUGUUUCCCCUCAACCAGAUCAGAAGUGAAACAGAGGUGAGCUCAAUUCCUCGAGUAUGGAACCAACUGCUUUUACACAUUCCUCUUCUCUCACUAGAUUCCCUUUCCCUCUCAAAGCCACUCUCCGUCUCAACUCCUUACUUCUUCAACCUACCACUCUUCCCAUUCACACCACUCCCCGCCGAUCAGUUCAUCUACUCACCAAAUCAGCCUGCGAAAACCACAGUCACCAUCACCACCACCACCGACAUUGUUGUUCCGUGGGGCAAACGGCAUCGAACUAUCCUCAGAAAGUGCUGAUCGAGUUCGCUAAGGCUAUUGGAUGGGUUCGAUUAGCCAACUUCCUCAGAGAACACCUCCACUUGUGCUGCUCCUCAGCCGUGCUCUUCAUCGCCGCCGCCGCUUGCCCUUACUUGAUUCCUAAGACUUACAUCAAACCUCUUCAGAACUCCUUCAUGAUUGUUGCUUUCCCUCUUGUUGGAAUCUCAGCAUCAUUAGACGCAAUUAUGGAUGUAGCUGGGGGAAAAGUGAACAUCCAUGUUCUAAUGGCAUUAGCAGCUUUUGUAUCUGUGUUUAUGGGAAACGCGUUAGAAGGAGGAUUGCUUCUUUCCAUGUUCAAUCUUGCUCAUAUUGCUGAGGAAUUCUUUACUAGGCGUUCCAUGGUCGAUGUUAAAGAGUUAAAGGAGAGUAAUCCAGAGACUGCAUUGGUGAUUGAUGUGGAUAAUGACAAUGUACCAAACUUCUUUGAUUUGUCAUACAAAAGCGUCCAUGUGCACAAUGUAGAAGUUGGAUCCUAUAUAUUAGUAGGAACUGGUGAGAUUGUGCCUGUGGAUUGCCAAGUCUAUCAAGGUAAUGCAACCAUAACGGUUGAGCACUUGACUGGUGAGGUGAAGCCAUUGGAAGCAAAAGCUGGAGAUAUAGUGCCUGGUGGUGCGAGGAAUUUGGAUGGGAGAAUAAUUGUGAAGGUUAUGAAGGCAUGGAAUGAGUCGACACUAAAUAGGAUUCUACAGUUGACCGAGGAUGCAAACUCUAAUAAACCCAAAAUUCAGAGAUGGCUGGAUGAGUUUGGUGAGAUUUACAGCAAGGUGGUGGUUGUUUUAUCAGUAUCUAUUGCCUUCCUUGGUCCAGUUUUUUUCGAAUGGCCCUUUCUCAGCACCAUAGCAUGUAGAGGAUCUGUUUACAGGGCAUUAGGAUUUAUGAUGGCGGCAUCACCGUGUGCCUUGGCAGUUGCUCCAUUAGCUUAUGCUACUGCUAUUAGCUCAUGUGCCAGAAAGGGAAUAUUGCUGAAAGGUGGACAGGUACUGGAUGCUUUAGCUUCUUGCCAUACUAUUGGCUUUGACAAAACCGGGACCUUAACAACCGGUGGCCUUACAUGCAAAGCAAUUGAACCCAUUUAUGGGCAUGAAGAAGGAAAUAAUGCAAGUGUAACACCCUGUUGUAUCCCAAAUUGUGAAAAAGAAGCAUUAGCCGUUGUAGCUGCAAUGGAAAAAGGUACAACACAUCCUAUUGGAAGAGCCAUGGUAGACCACAGUAUUGGCAAGGACCUGCCUUCUGUAUCUGUUGAAAGCUUUGAGUAUUUUCCUGGUAGAGGCCUUACUGCUACAGUUAACUGUGUUGAGUCGGUAACUGAAGACAUGAGUAAACUGCAGAAAGCGUCACUUGGUUCUGUAGAAUUCAUCACUUCACUCUUCAAAUCGCAAGACGCGUCUAGGAAGAUCAAGGAUGCUGUAAACUCAUCUUCGUACGGAAAUGACUUUGUUCAUGCCCUUCUUUCGCUUGAUCAGAAGGUAACAUUGAUUCACCUCGAGGAUCAGCCUCGUCCAGAGGUACCAAAAGUUAUAGCAGAACUAAAAAGCUGGGGUAGGCUUAGGAUAAUGAUGUUAACCGGAGACCAUGAGUCAAAUGCUUGGCGAGUUGCAAAUGCCGUGGGUAUUGAUGAAGUCUAUUGUAACCUAAAACCAGAAGACAAACUGAAUCAUGUCAAAAACAUCUCAAGAGAUUCAGGUGGAGGAUUAAUCAUGGUGGGAGAAGGCAUUAACGAUGGUCCAGCUUUAGCAGCUGCAACUGUAGGGUUUGUCCUUGCUCAACGUGCAAGUGGCACGGCUAUAGCGGUUGCUGAUGUCUUACUGCUUCGAGACAACAUCACUGGUGUUCCCUUCUGUAUUGCAAAAUCCCGCCAAACAACAACACUGGUUAAGCAAAACGUGGCCAUUGCGUUAACCUUGAUACUCUUGGCCACUCUCCCAUCAGUUCUCGGAUAUCUUCCUUUAUGGUUAACGGUGCUGUUACAUGAAGGUGGAACGCUUCUUGUUUGCCUUAACUCGAUACGCGGUUUAAACGAUCCAUCAUAAUCAUGGAGACAAGACAUAACUCAAAUGAGCAGCAACUUCAACUAAGACACUUGUGUAAUGAUCGAACUCAAUUUCAUAUAAUCAAGUGUUAGAAAAUUUGAAUUGAA